Messenger RNA from Capsaspora owczarzaki ATCC 30864, 1122 nucleotides. Its product is annotated as short-chain dehydrogenase/reductase SDR. The record is from RefSeq and is a predicted model, not a curated record. Gene Ontology annotation, molecular function: oxidoreductase activity. Gene Ontology annotation, cellular component: membrane. The transcript has 3 exons. Lineage: Eukaryota; Filasterea; Ministeriida; Capsasporidae. Bases 34 to 957 code for a protein of 307 amino acids.
CCAAUUAUUCGCUGUAGUCGCUACUGUUGUCAAAUGGCGCUCAACGAUCACUUUGACGCGCUCGUGCUCAGCCUGGGUCUGCUGCUCAGCGCCCUUGUCGGCCUGGUGUCUGCGCUCGUGGGCAUCGUUCUGUCGUCGUUUGCUCCGCGGACCACCUUGAUCAACUUUUCGUCCAUCCUCAUCACUGGCGCCUCGGCCGGCAUUGGCAAAGCGCUCGCUGUGGCAUACGCUCAAGACGGACGCACGCUCUUCCUCACCGGUCGCAACCGCGAACGCCUGAUCGAGACCCAGCGCGAAUGCGAGGCGAAAGGCGCCCAAGUCGAAAUCACAACCAUCGACGUCUCCGACGAGCAGGCAUUCUCCAAGUGGGUCGAGGAGGCUGACAAGCGCAAACCCAUUGAUUUGCUGAUUGCCAACGCAGGCACCUCUGGUUCCAUUCUGGGCACGUCCCGCACAGCUGACCUCAAAAUUCGCGAAAUGUUUGCCAUCAACGUGGACGGCGUUCUCAAUACGCUUCUCCCGGUCUUCACCAACAUGCGCGAUCGCCGCCGUGGACACAUUGUGGUUGUAUCGUCGCUGUCCGGCUUGUUCGACGUUCCAACCUCCGUGGGCUACAGCGCCACCAAAGCUGCAGUCUUCCAGUUCACAACCUUCCUCCGCGAAGUCAUGCGCCCCCACAACGUCCGCGUCAGCGUGGUUUGCCCUGGGUAUGUCGAUUCCAACAUGACACGUGCCCGUCGUAGCUUGGGCUCCAAGAUGCCGUUCUUCAUGUCGACCGACGCCGCCAUCAAGAUUAUCACCCAGGGGAUUGACGAAAAUCGCGGCGUGAUUGCCUUCCCGCUGCCAAUGUAUCUGAUUGCAUGGUUCUUCCGUUCGCUCCCGCCGUCCGUCAGUGACUUUAUCUUCAAGUUGAUCAACCCCACCAAGAAGCUUGAGUCGUGGAAUUCCUUGUCCUAAGCGAUUGGACUCUUGCAGCGACUGGGGCGGUUUUGGCUCCAGAGUUUCGUUUCCUUGUUUGGCUGUCUGUUUUGGGUCAAUUACUGAAGAUACAUUGAAAAUUUACAACUUUGAUUCCUCAAUCAAAGCAGUGCUGAGGGCUUCCAAAAGAAUCAGAAAAGUGCC